Messenger RNA from Adineta ricciae, 2697 nucleotides. The record is from the annotation of a GenBank genome assembly. NCBI's taxonomy places the organism in Eukaryota, Metazoa, Rotifera, Eurotatoria, Adinetida, Adinetidae.
AUGGGAGUUCAAAAUUUCUGGCAAUUGAUCGAAUCGACCGGUCGACCUGUAAAUAUGAAUAAAGGCUUAGAAGGAAAAGUUCUCGCUAUUGAUAUCAGCAUCUGGCUUCAUCAAGCAGCAAAGGGCAUGCGUGAUCGGCAAAAUCCACAUCUAAUUUUGUUGUUACAUCGCAUUUGUAAAUUAUUGCAUUUUAAAAUCAAGCCAAUCUUUAUUUUUGAUGGAGGAGUACCGGAAUUAAAACGACGAACAUUGGCUGAGCGAAAACAACGACGAGAUGUUGCGGCGACAAAAGCAACAGAAGCUAAGAAUAAGAUCCGAACGAACUACUUGAAAAUGUUAGCUAUUCAGCAACUGAAAGGUGAACAAAUUGAAUCAAUUCCACCACUACCAUUCAUGGAUGAACAUGAACAAGAUCUAUUUGAACUGCCCGAUACACAUUUACGUUCACAACUGCCCGAUGAUGAGCAUGAGGAAGACGAAGAAGAUGAAAUUAUUGAAAAUACGGACAUGCAGCCGGUGACUAAAUUGAAACCGCAAAGAACAACAUGGUCAAAGAAACGUCCGAACGAUGCGUCAAGCUAUCAUUACGUGUUACCGAAUUUCGACGAACUGGACAAUAGUGCAUUGAACAAUUUACCUACUGAAAUGCAACAUGAAAUUCUAACUGAUAUGAAAGAAAGUCUGAAACGUGGCCACCGUCAAAUUGAAAAUAUGCCUCAAAAAAGCGAUGACUUCUCUGAUUAUCAAGUACAAAAGUUACUGAAACAAAAUAGCGUUUCGCAGAAGAUCUCUUCAUUGAACAAGGCGAUCAAGCGUCAAAAAUUUGAUAUUUCAUCGGAAUCGAAUGCAAGAGUCUAUGCUGGCAAGCUAGCAUCCGAUGCUAGCACACAAUACAUUCUGAUCAAAUCUGAUACUACACCGAAGGAUACUUCAACCACGCUAUCUCGAAUUUCAUCAACCUCAUCACUAUCGUCUUCGUUUAGUCGACAAUCGACCAAUGACUUUUGUGCUGAUAGUAUGAUGAAUCGAGAUCCGGUUUAUGGACUAACUCAACGAAAAAGUGUUACCACUGAAGUGAGCAAUCUUGAACCAUCACCUGUCAGGGAGCCGUCUCCACCAAAAGACCGACCGAUUAUUCUCGAUUUGUCAUUCAAUGAUGACAAGGAAUCUUCUAUAAAAGAGCCAGUCGUUAGAUCAAAGAUGGACGAGGAAGAACAACAUGAUAUAGAACUCGCAAUAAAACGAUCUUUAGAGGUUCAACAACAACAUGAACAAUCAAUCACAGCUAAGUCAAAUGCAAACGAUUCAUCAUCAGAUUCAGAUGAUUCCGAUUUUAUCGAUGUUCCGACAAUACCAAUAUCCACUGAACCCAUAUUUCCUCCGCAUUCACCAGUCGAAGAUAGUCACAAUAAUACGUCAUCGGAAUUGAUCGAACUUGACAAUGACGAUGAGAGUAGUCACAAUAGUACGGCCAUAGAAGAUAUUAAAAUGUUCAUUGACACUGAAAAAGAACAAUCAUUAGUAAAUGUUUCCGACACACAGACUCCCUCGACUUCUCAACUAGAAUCGUUGGAACAACUGCAGACUGAGAUAGUCGACGACAUAGCUGCGCAGUUAACAGCAGCACGUGGAAAUGAACGUUUGACAGCCACAUUAACUGACACAAUGCAUGAAGAUACUCAAUAUCUACUUCGUUUAUUUGGCAUACCAUAUUUGAUCAGUCCAACUGAAGCCGAAGCUCAAUGUGCAUAUUUAGACUUAUCAAAGCAAUGUGACGGUGUCAUCACCGAUGAUAGUGAUGUGUGGCUAUUCGGCGCAUCACAUGUCUAUCGACAUUUCUUCCGUCAGAAUCAAUUAGUUGAAUAUUACGAUACAACAAUUAUUUCGAAUCAAUCAGGUUUGGAUCGAGAAGCAAUGAUUGCUAUUGGCAUGAUUGUUGGCUCCGAUUAUACGAAAGGCAUUCCAAAUGCGGGUAUUAUGACUGCGUUAGAGAUUUUACAAGAAUUUCAUGGAACAUGUAUGGAACGACUAGAAAAGUUUCGACGAUGGUGGAAAAAAGCACAGAAACCGGAUUAUAAAACAGAUUCAAAAGUGUUGAAACGUCUGAAGAAUUUGGAACUUUUCGAAGGUUUUCCGAACAAAGCUGUAUAUGAUGCUUAUGUAAAUCCAAAGAUUGACUAUGAUCAGUCGAAAUUUACAUGGGCAAUGCCGCAACUCGAACUCAUUCGCGAAUUCAUCGGUAGUAAACUAAAAUGGGAUCGACGGAAAAUUGAUGAAAUGAUCUUACCGGUUAUCAAACGAAUGAACACGAAAGAAGUGAAUUUAUUGUUUUCUACAUUCGUGUAUUCAUCUGGUUUUUCUUCACAGGUUCAAUCUCGAAUUGAUUCGUUUUUCGCUCCCUAUUCGUUUGAAAGUACUUCGCAUUCGAUUCGUAAAAACACGCGUUUACAAGCUGCAUUCAACAUACUCAAACAGAAAACUCAAGAAGCAAAAGAGCUCGAUCAAGAAGCAAUUCUCUCGGAUGAGAAUGAUGACGACGCACCUAUUCCUGAAAAAGCACAACCGAAAAAACGAACACGAGUUAAAACUACUAAACUAAUGGAUGAUGUUCUAGGUGUGGCGGAAAAAACUAAACGUCGGUCAAAGAAGAAACCUACAAUUACUUCUCCGUGUUUAUCUGAUGAUGACACUUCGUAA